CCGAGAUCCUCGGCAGGGCCCGGGGGAGCGCCGUGGGCCCGGCCUGGUGGGGUCGCGAUCCUCGGCAGGGCCCGGGGGAGCGCCGCCUCCGGGUGUGUGGUGGCCGUAGCGCGGCAGAGGCUUCCAGGCGGGAGCUGGGGAAAGUCAUCCGGAGUCUGCCGGGACUCAAAACUCACUGGAAAACGGUGUUAAUGGCUGCAGCUCCCUGCCCUGCUGAAGCAUCGUCUGUUUAAAGAGCUCUUUUGCAGUUAUUUGGUAAACAAUGAAGGUCCUGUUGCUGAAGGAUCCGAAAGACAAAGAUUCAGGACCAGAUCCGUAUAUUAAAGAAUUAGGAUUAUAUGGAUUUGAAGCAACUUUGAUUCCAGUUUUGUCGUUUGAAUUCAUAUCUCUUGAAAGCUUAUUUGAAAAGCUGUCUCAUCCAGAAUGUUAUGGAGGCCUAGUUUUCACCAGUCCAAGAGCGUUAGAAGCUAUCAAGAUAUGUUUAAAAGAGAACAGCAAAAAUGAAGCCUGGUUAAAAUCUCUUAAACAAAGAUGGAAUACCAAACCAGCAUACGUGGUAGGAAAAGCUACGGCUUCUCUAGUGGAAGAAAUUGGUCUUAUUCCACAAGGAGAUAAGUCUGGAAAUGCUGAAAAAUUAGCUGAAUAUAUUUGCUCAAGAGAGAAACCCAGUUCCUCAGCUCUUCUUUUUCCUUGCGGAGCCCUGAAAAGAGAAGUCCUUCCUACAGCGCUUCGAGAAAAAGGAAUUCCUCUGGAAAGCCUUACCGUUUAUCAAACAACCCAACACAGUGACCUGCAAGAGGCAUUGAGCCGUUAUUUCUCACAACAGGGAAUUCCGGCAAGCGUCGUGUUCUUCAGUCCGUCCGGUGUCAAAUUUUGCCUUCAGCACAUUCAGAAGCUUUCGGGGGAUUUUAUCAACCAUAUCAAGUUUGCGGCUAUCGGCCCAACAACGGCGGAAGCCAUGGAGGCAGCAGGGAUCCCGGUUUGCUGCACCGCAGAGAGUCCCACUCCCCAGGACCUCGCUGCCGGCAUCCAGAAAGCUCUUCGCCUACAGAACUGCUGUCUGUCCAAGUAAGAGCACGGCCUGCGUCUGAAGGCAAAUUCGGUGCGGCAGAAGGUUUUCCCGUUUUGCAGACCUGUUGUCCUGCAAGAAAGUGUUUUUCAGGAAUACGCAGCACUUCCCUUGUCAGGGCCUGGUGGGAGAAGUUUGCAUCUAAAUAGCUGAGCAAUCCAGAAGUUGUAAAGCAUCCGGCUGUUCCCUUUUCUCCUGUGUGCAGUGUAAAGAUUUCACGUGGGCGUUCCUUGAGAACUAGUUGCGCGAGGCCGAGCUGCAGCAGAGCAGUAUAUUGGAACAAGUUCAGUCCCUCACCUCAGCUAUCUCCUGGCACACAAGGUUUAAGGUUUUCAUUUCUCUGUAUAAUCGGUUUUCCGCGCACAUCUUCCUCCUGUGUAGGAGAAAGGCAUGCUUACAACGAAGUAUUCUCUGUUGUAAAGCUGACUCGUUCGUUCUGCUGUUUUUCAAAUAUUUAUAUUAAAAUGAUGAUUGUAGAUUCUCAAUGGAAUGGGACGAUUCUUGGGGUGACGUUACGCUGUGUGGAGCUAAGAGAGGUCAGCUAUCACCUCUCAAUAUACUUAUGGUACAGGGUCCUGAAAACUAGGUUUUGUUUUAUAUUCCUGUAAAGAAGGAAGAUUUAUUAACAGAGAAAUAAACUGGCGUAUCACAGUUAACAA
Chroicocephalus ridibundus (black-headed gull) is the source of this 1728-nucleotide messenger RNA. It is a transcript of the gene UROS, whose product is annotated as uroporphyrinogen III synthase. The coding region runs from base 263 to 1072 and encodes 269 amino acids. Gene Ontology annotation, cellular component: cytosol. The record is from RefSeq and is a predicted model, not a curated record. Gene Ontology annotation, biological process: uroporphyrinogen III biosynthetic process. Gene Ontology annotation, molecular function: uroporphyrinogen-III synthase activity. The transcript is spliced from 11 exons. NCBI's taxonomy places the organism in Eukaryota, Metazoa, Chordata, Aves, Charadriiformes, Laridae.